AUGCCCAGCGCACGAGGUCUUAAAAGCCUAGGAGACCUCUACAUCCUUCUUUCCGAGGCAUGGCGCGCGCGCUUAGGCGCUGGCGACGCCAGUGUUGGAGGUGAUCCACGAAGCGAAGGAGGUGACGCGGGCGAAGCCGACCGGGUAUCCCUUGGUGCACCCGGCGCUGGAGCCGAAGGACACGAUGCCGAUCUGGGUGCUGCGGCCACUGGAGGUGGAGGCGCAGAGGGUGGAGCUGACGAUGAUGUUGCCGAAGGUCUGGGAGCACACGGUGUUGGUGAUGAUGCUCAGAUCAGCGUAGUUCAGGGUGUUGCUGACUCCGCUGGCUGUAAAUAAGUUACAACAUUGAGCAAGGUAAAGUGCUGUACAUCGAACUCACACAUAUUUGUUUAUUUUUCAACUUUUUGAGUUAUUUUUGGACGUGUAAAAUUAAAACGAGAGUUUGCGCACGGUAUGUCUGUCGAAUUCGAUCGCGGGAAGGGCCGCAAACUCUUUGAUAUGUGGGGCAUCAAAAAACUUAGGAUUAGGGCUUGGUAUCGAACCCGCGAUCUUCCUAUUACCGUCACUGUCGAUGUUCGGUCUCCAUCUCAUUUACCGGUUCAGGUAUGUAAAUUUUAAAUAAAAGUGACA
Gryllus bimaculatus (two-spotted cricket) is the source of this 630-nucleotide messenger RNA. NCBI's taxonomy places the organism in Eukaryota, Metazoa, Arthropoda, Insecta, Orthoptera, Gryllidae. The record is from the annotation of a GenBank genome assembly.